GCUAGUUCCUGGAGGUGAGGGGAGCAGCAGCCUGUUUGUAAUCAGUUAUUGUGCUGAGCUGUCCGUCCCGCAGCCUCCACUCACAGACCUGCACGCUCUCCAGCUUACACCCGAGUGCGUACUGCAGCCUCCAACAUGACAGACCAAGCUCCGUUUGACACCGAUGUGCUCACCAUGACACGAUUCGUGAUGGAGGAGGGGAUCAAAGCCAAAGGCACCGGAGAAAUGACCCAGCUGCUAAAUUCCCUGUGCACAGCCAUCAAAGCCAUCUCCUCAGCUGUGCGCAAGGCUGGGCUAGCCCACCUAUAUGGAAUUGCGGGAACCACUAAUGUAACAGGGGACCAGGUGAAGAAGUUGGAUAUCCUUUCAAAUGACUUGGUGAUUAACCUGCUGAAAUCCUCAUUCAGUAGCUGUAUCCUGGUAUCAGAAGAAGACCCACAUGCUCUUAUAGUUGAACCGGAGAAAAGGGGUAAAUACAUUGUCUGUUUUGACCCACUGGAUGGUUCCUCAAACAUUGACUGUCUGGCAUCAAUUGGCACAAUCUUUGCAAUCUACAAAAAGACCUCUGACAGUGAGCCCACUGAAAAGGAUGCCUUACAGCCAGGGCGGAAUAUCAUUGCAGCAGGUUAUGCCUUGUAUGGAAGUGCUACAAUGCUGGUCCUAGCUACUGAGUGUGGUGUGAAUUGCUUCAUGCUAGACCCUGCUAUUGGAGAAUUCAUCUUAGUCGAUAAAAAUGUUAAAAUUAAACCACGAGGCAAUAUUUACAGUCUUAACGAAGGCUAUGCAAAAUACUUUGAUGCAGCAGUUACAGAGUAUCUCCAGAAGAAGAAGUUCCCACAAGAUGGCCGCUCACCAUAUGGAGGAAGAUAUGUUGGAUCAAUGGUGGCUGAUGUUCACCGAACAUUAGUAUAUGGAGGAAUUUUCCUGUACCCUGCAAACUCAAAGAGCCCAAAGGGAAAGCUGAGGCUGUUGUACGAGUGCAAUCCCAUGGCAUACAUUAUGGAGAAAGCUGGAGGAAUGGCUACAAACGGACUGGAGAACGUGCUGGAUAUAGUUCCAGAAAGCAUUCACCAGAGAAUGCCCAUAGCCCUGGGCUCUCCAGAAGACGUGCAAGAAUACAUUGAGAUUUUCAAGAAACAUGCCAAAAAAUAAAAGCUGCUGGAUUCAGUUCUGGGAAGGAGUCCCAGCAGGAAUGCAUUACACAGCUGUGACAUUUGUCACUCAGGAAAACAACUUUCUUACUUUUAUAGACAAUGUCAGGUGUGGCUAAGAAACAUGAAUAAAUAUUUUUAUUAA
Pseudophryne corroboree (corroboree frog) is the source of this 1296-nucleotide messenger RNA. RefSeq names its product fructose-1,6-bisphosphatase 1-like. Gene Ontology annotation, molecular function: fructose 1,6-bisphosphate 1-phosphatase activity. The record is from RefSeq and is a predicted model, not a curated record. The transcript has 7 exons. Lineage: Eukaryota; Metazoa; Chordata; Amphibia; Anura; Myobatrachidae. Gene Ontology annotation, biological process: fructose metabolic process; gluconeogenesis; fructose 6-phosphate metabolic process. The coding region runs from base 136 to 1152 and encodes 338 amino acids. Gene Ontology annotation, cellular component: cytoplasm; cytosol.